Messenger RNA from Daphnia pulicaria, 3135 nucleotides. Its product is annotated as glutamyl aminopeptidase-like. Gene Ontology annotation, biological process: peptide catabolic process; proteolysis. The record is from RefSeq and is a predicted model, not a curated record. NCBI's taxonomy places the organism in Eukaryota, Metazoa, Arthropoda, Branchiopoda, Diplostraca, Daphniidae. Bases 175 to 2997 code for a protein of 940 amino acids. The transcript has 18 exons. Gene Ontology annotation, cellular component: cytoplasm. Gene Ontology annotation, molecular function: zinc ion binding; peptide binding; metalloaminopeptidase activity.
AAGAGAGCGCAAUCGUUAAAGGGGGAGAAAGCUGAACGCGAACGCACAGUCGUGGUCGUGCGUGUAAAGAGAUCGGUCGUCGAGAGGCUGGUCAGUUUUAUCAGUAACUACGACGUUCCAGCUCCGCAUUCACGGCCUACACCCAAAAAGGAUAGGGCAAACGGAAGGGGAAAAAUGAAGCUUAACAUCCCGUUGGUUUCACUUGGAGUCUUAUCCGGGGCUUUGGCAAUUGCUGUAAUCGUCCUGUCUGUUUGCCUUGCAAACGCGAACAAAGAGUUGUCGUCACUCAAAAGUGAUACUGAUACGACUGCAUUACCAAGUACGACAAUGGCAGCAAUUACGACACCUAAGUUGACCGAACCAUGGGAGUUGGACUACCGUCUUCCGACUGACACUUUGCCUCUACACUACGAGAUCUAUUUGCAUCCCGAUCUAGUCCUAGGGACUUUCACCGGGAAAGUGGAUGUUCUACUUAAUAUCACACAGCCUAGAGAUUUCAUUCUUAUCCACAGUAAAUUCCUCACCAUUAAAAAAACAUUGCUUCGCAAAGGUGAUGGCACUAAUGGGGAGCAGAUAAUUCUUGGUGAUACUUUUGAGUAUGCCCCGAAUGAAUUUUGGGUUGUCAAACUGAGCUCUCAAAUACAGCAAGGCCAGUACACCCUACAGCUUGAAUUCGAUAGAAGUCUCACUAAAGACAUUGUCGGGUUUUAUAAAAGCAACUACUACAACAGUGACACUAACCUAACAAGAACUAUUGCUACCUCCAAGUUUGAGCCCACUUACGCUAGAAGGGCUUUCCCAUGCAUGGAUGAACCGAGCUACAAGUCUACAUUUGGUGUUACUCUUGUCCGACCUAAAGGUGAUGGUUAUGUGGCCUACUCCAACAUGCCUCAACAGUCGUUUGUGGAUGACAGCCCGAGUGUUGGAUUGACUACGGUUAAAUUCCAGAAAAGUGUCGAAAUGGUGACAUAUUUAGCCUGCUUUAUCGUUUGCGAUUUUAAAGAACGGGUGGGUUCUACGCAACGAGGAAUACCUAUCAAAACGAUAGCCCGUUCUAAUCAAUUUAACAGCACCGAAUACCCGCUGGAGAUCGGGAUCAAAGCCACGGAUUACUAUGAGAAAUACUUCGAUAUUGAUUACGUAUUGCCCAAGCAAGAUUUGAUUGCUAUUCCCGAUUUUGUAUCUGGCGCCAUGGAACAUUGGGGGUUGGUGACGUUCCGUGAAACGGCUUUGUUGUUCGACCCAUUGGAGAGUUCGACAUCCAAUAAGAAACGUGUCGCAACCGUCGUCGCUCACGAAUUAGCUCAUCAGUGGUUCGGCAAUUUAAUGACCAUAAUUUGGUGGGACGAUCUUUGGUUGAACGAAGGAUUUGCCAGUUAUAUGGAGUUCAAAGGAACGGACGCCUGUGAGCCAACGUGGGAUAUGAUGACUUUCAUCCUUAGCGAUGAUGUCGGUCCAGUGAUGGAGCUUGAUUCGAAAUUGAGUUCACAUCCUAUCGUCGUAACGGUUAACCACCCGGAUGAGAUCACCGAAAUUUUUGACGCAAUUUCAUAUAAUAAGGGUGCUGCUGUUUUGAUGAUGUUGGAAAGUUUCAUGGGGCCAGAAAAUUUCCAGAAAGGUAUUCAAGAUUUCCUUAAAGAGUAUAAGUUUAAAAAUGCCGCUACUGCCGAUCUAUGGCGAGUACUUCAGACUGUUACCCCUCAAUUGGAUAUUACUCGAAUCAUGGAUACAUGGACACGGCAGAUGGGUUACCCUGUUUUGAAUUACACCGUAAAUGGGAAUGUGUUGACUGUCAAGCAGUCUCGAUUCUUAUCGGAUCCUAAUAGCAAUGCAACUGUAACACCGUCACCCUAUGGAUACAAAUGGGAUGUACCAAUUUUCUAUAUUACUGAUAAGAAUCCUACCCUACAGUCUAAAUGGCUGUACAUGGAAAAUGAAUCUGUGACAAUCGAAUUACCCACCGACUUCAAAUGGGUUAAGCUAAAUGCAGAUCAAAGAGGAUUUUUUCGCGUCAACUAUCUUCCUGCUCACUGGAAUGCGCUUGCCACUGCUCUUAUCGCAAAUGUGAGCUCGAUGUCAGCUAGCGAUCGAUACGGAGUUAUAGAUGAUUCGUUCAGUCUUUCUGCGGCGGGCUCUUUGCCCUACAGCACUUCACUAGAACUUGUUCAGUAUGUGAAGAACGACCGUCAUCCUGUUCCAUGGAGCGCUGCAUCUGGCAAGCUCUCUUAUAUUUCGAGCUUGGUCUACAUCACAAACUUGUAUCCAGGAUUCAGGAAAUUCAUCAUUACUCUUGUGGAGCCGUCGUACUCGGAACUGGGCUGGGAUCAAUUGGAGCCGUUUUUGGAUCAAAAUUUGCAGACCACCAUUCUGUCGUUGGCAUGUCUUAGCGACUAUACUCCCUGUUUAGAAAGUGCUGCUGAACGACUAAGCAAAUGGAUCAACAACACCAACGAAUACAUUCCUCCCAAUUUCCGCAACUUGGUUUACCGAUAUGGAAUUGCUCAAAUCGGCGAUGCCACUGUAUGGAAUGCAAUGUGGGACCGUUACACAACUGAAAACGAUCCAAACGAGGCAAUCAAGUUGCUCUACGGACUCGCCUUUGCCAAGGAACCUUGGCUUAUUCAUCAAUAUUUAGAUUUGGCCAAGACUGAUAAAGUUAGAUCACAAGACUACUUCACGGUAUUAGAGUACAUCUCGUCUAACCCAGUUGGACUUCCCAUCGUUUGGGAUUUUGUAAGAAACGAAUGGCAGUAUUUAGUUGACCGCUUUACUACGAACAAUCGUUACCUAGGCCGUAUGGUUGGCACUGUUACGAGCAAGUUUACUACACAAAUUCGUCUGGAUGAGAUGAAAGAAUUCUUCGCAAAAUAUCCCGAUGCCGGCGCUGGCGCCCGUGCUAGAGAACAGUCCAUUGAAACCGUUCAAAAUAACAUCCAAUGGUUGAAAAUCAACAAGCCUGAUUUAGAAAACUGGCUAAAGGAAAAUGGUUUUAUGUAAACUAUGUGCUUAGGAAACGUUCCGCUUCACCGCUUGCCUUGAAAUUCAGGUUACAUUGUUUAUUUGGGAAAAUGUCGUUAAUAUCGUUGUAAGAACAAUGUUCAAAAUUUUUGUCAUUAAAAUUGGUGUUAGUAGUAA